Cuscuta europaea is the source of this 359-nucleotide messenger RNA. The record is from the annotation of a GenBank genome assembly. NCBI's taxonomy places the organism in Eukaryota, Viridiplantae, Streptophyta, Magnoliopsida, Solanales, Convolvulaceae.
CAUGUUAGGCGUAUCACAAAUGAUGAGAUUUAUUUUCAUUAUCUUGGUCAUGCUAUUCAAAAUGAAUUGAUACUUUUGCUUGCCUCUCAAAUUAAGUCUGAAAUCAUACGGAAAAUUAAACAAGCAAAGUACUUUUCAGUGAUACUUGAUUGUACUCCAGACACUAGCCACCAAGAACAAAUGUCUUUAAUAUUGAGAUAUGUGGAUGUCUCUUCGAAUGAUGUUGGCAUUGAGGAAUCAUUUUUAGGCUUUUUGAAUGUUGAUGAUACAACUGGCCAAGGACUUUUUGAUGUUUUACAAGAUGAAUUAAAAAAAUUGAUUCUUGAUAUAGAUGAUGUAAGAGGUCAGGGAUAUGAUAA